AUCCACCCUUGGAGGAUGUUUCCUCUGCAGUUCCUCAGCUGCUUUUUCAUUGCCCUGACCACAGACAAAAAUGAAGAAAAAAAGAAACCAAAACAGGGCAAGUAUGACAUCUCUGUGUUUAAAAGGGGGGAUCUCCUGGAGGUGCCUCGAACCCUCUUCACCCAUUUUGGGAUCUAUCUGGGGAACAACCGUGUAGCGCACCUCAUUCCUGACAUCUUGCCGGUUAUCUCGGCCGACAAGAGUGCCAUCGCCAAGAUGGUGACCAACAACCGGCUGCUUCUCGGAGUGAUAACAAAGCAGGCCAGCGUCCGUGUGGACUGUGUGGAUGACUUUGCGUACGGAGCGGAGAUUCUAGUGAACCACAUGGACAAGGUGUGUAGUCGGCCGCCGCUGGAUGGAGAAGAGGUGGCCAGGAGAGCAGAGAAGUUGCUGGGCUCGGUGGAGUAUAGUCUGCUGUGGUACAACUGUGAACAUUAUGUCAUGUACUGCAGAUAUGGCACUAGCAUGAGCUUUCAAACCUAUCAGUUUUGCAAAAUCGUCCGGAAGAUUGUGUUCAGCAAGACAAGCUCGUUCCUGACCCUUCUGCUGUGCCUGUUCACUAUAGUUUACCUGGGCUGUGUGUCUGUCUACAGCAUCUUACUUACAGCGGUCAUCCCCUUCGCCAUAUGGAUGGCAUCGUGAUCCCCUCCUACAGGUCAAGAGAGGGCAAGAUUUAGUGAUAUUAAAGUAAUUUAUUGCAUAACAUUAUUAACUGCAUAUUACAAUGAGGUACAGACUAUGAUUCAUAACUAUGAUAAUGACACUAUUGCUGGUGCAAUUUAAUUGUAAAGGGUAUAAAAUGUAAAGAUUGUUAAGGAUGAUGGAAAGUUCUUGAUUGAACUUUGUUACCAUUA
Colossoma macropomum (tambaqui) is the source of this 893-nucleotide messenger RNA. It is a transcript of the gene lratb.2, whose product is annotated as lecithin retinol acyltransferase b, tandem duplicate 2. The record is from RefSeq and is a predicted model, not a curated record. Gene Ontology annotation, biological process: retinol metabolic process. The transcript is spliced from 2 exons. The coding region runs from base 16 to 681 and encodes 221 amino acids. NCBI's taxonomy places the organism in Eukaryota, Metazoa, Chordata, Actinopteri, Characiformes, Serrasalmidae. Gene Ontology annotation, molecular function: phosphatidylcholine-retinol O-acyltransferase activity.